Calidris pugnax (ruff) is the source of this 3792-nucleotide messenger RNA. It is a transcript of the gene ITGA9, whose product is annotated as integrin alpha 9. Gene Ontology annotation, molecular function: integrin binding. The record is from RefSeq and is a predicted model, not a curated record. Lineage: Eukaryota; Metazoa; Chordata; Aves; Charadriiformes; Scolopacidae. The transcript has 29 exons. Gene Ontology annotation, biological process: cell-matrix adhesion; integrin-mediated signaling pathway; cell-cell adhesion. The coding region runs from base 1 to 3126 and encodes 1041 amino acids. Gene Ontology annotation, cellular component: integrin complex; external side of plasma membrane.
AUGGUCAACAUUAGAAAUGGCAGUUUCUCAACAGCAACAUAUACAUAUGGCACCAGUGCACUUGCUCUGAGUGUGAUGCCCGAGGGGUUAUCAAUCCUUGGACACCUCGACGUGGGUCGCCCCGUGGUUUUCCAGGGCCCCAACGGCUCCUUCUUCGGGUACUCGGUGCUGCAGCACUACCACGACAGCACGCGGUGGGUCUUGGUUGGUGCUCCCAAGGCAGAAUCUAAAUACAGCACCUCUGUUCAGUCCCCAGGAGCAGUGUUUAAGUGUCGAGUCCAUACCAACCCUGACAGAAGAUGCACAGAACUGGAUAUGGGGCGAGGCAAUUCUCGGGGCACGCUCUGCGGAAAGACUUGCAAAGAAGACAGAGAUGAUGAAUGGAUGGGUGUGACACUGGCCAGACAGCCAAUGGCUGGGGGAAGCGUGCUGGCAUGCGCGCACCGCUGGAAAAACAUCUAUUAUGAGACAGAGUACAUCCUGCCCCACGGCUUCUGCAACAUCAUUCCCCCAAACCUGCAGCCCAACGGGAGGAAGCUCUUGCCCUGCUAUGAAGAGUACAAGAAGAAGUACGGGGAGGAACAUGGCUCAUGCCAGGCAGGGAUCGCAGGCUUCUUCACUGAGGAGCUGGUCAUCAUGGGGGCACCAGGAUCUUAUUAUUGGACAGGAACUGUCAAAGUACUGAAUCUCACCGACAACACAUAUUACAAGCUGAACGAUGAUGCUGUGAUAGCUAGGCGGUACACCUACCUUGGAUACGCGGUGACAGCAGGUCAUUUCUCUCAGCCAACUACCACGGAUGUCGUAGGAGGAGCUCCCCAGGACGGAGGCAUCGGAAAGGUUUAUAUUUUCAGAACAGACAGACGAUCAGGCUCUCUAAUAAAGAUUUUUCAGGCUUCAGGAAAAAAGAUGGGCUCUUACUUUGGCUCCUCCUUAUGUGCAGUUGAUCUGAACUCUGACGGGUUGUCAGACCUGCUGGUCGGAGCACCUAUGUUUUCUGAGAUCAGAGAUGAGGGUCAAGUCACAGUCUAUAUCAACAGAGGAAACGGUGUGCUGGAAGAGCAGCUUGUCCUGGAUGGUGACAGUGCCUACAACGCACACUUUGGAGAGAGCAUGGCCACCCUUGGUGACAUCGAUGACGAUGGCUUCCCAGAUGUUGCCAUUGGAGCGCCUCAGGAGGAUAACUACAUAGGAGCAGUGUACAUUUACCACGGGGACACCCAUGGUAUUGUACCUCAGUACUCUAUGAAGCUGUCUGGGCAAACAAUAAACCCGAUGCUGCGGAUGUUCGGCCAGUCCCUAUCGGGGGCAGUCGAUAUGGAUGGCAAUGGUUAUCCAGAUAUGACAGUUGGAGCCUUCUUGUCAGGAAAUGUGGUACUUCUGAGAUCCAGGCCUGUCAUUACCAUGGAAAUCUCCAUUUUCCUGCCCGCAUCCAUCAACAUCACAGCUCCUCAGUGCCACGAUGGCUUGCAGCCAGUGAACUGCCUCAAUGUCACUGCGUGCUUUCGCUUCAGUGGCAAGCGUGUUCCUGGAGAAAUAGGUUUGAAUUAUAACUUGACUGCUGAUGUGGCAAAGAAGGAAAAGAGCCAGCAACCCAGAGUUUACUUUGUGACCCCUGGAGAGGCAGUGGGGCAGAUCACAGAGAGGCUGCAGCUGUCCUACAUGCAUGAAAAGUGCGAGCAUUACCUAGCCUAUGUCAAGAAAAGAGUCAAAGAUGUCAUAUCUCCCAUUGUAUUUGAAGCUGCAUACAGCCUUGGGGAACAUGUGAUAGAAAGAGGAAAAGAGGACAAGGACCUGCCAACUCUCAAGCCCAUUCUCCGCUGGAAGAAAGGACAGAAGAUAGCACAAAGGAAUCAGACUGUUUUUGAGAGGAACUGUCAAUCUGAUGACUGUGCUGCUGACUUGAAACUUCAGGGUAAAUUAUUGCUGUCCAGUGUCGAUGACAGAACUGCUUACCUGGCGCUGGGAGCGGUGAGGAACAUCUCACUUAACAUUUCCAUCUCUAACGUUGGGGAUGAUGCCUAUGACACCAAUGUGUUCUUCAAUUUUUCUGGGGAGCUCUUCUUCAUCAAAAUGUGGCAAAAGGAGGAGCUCGGCAUUGCCUGUGAGUUGCUGGAGUCAGACUUCCUCAAGUGCAGCGUGGGAUUUCCUUUCAUGAGAUCAAAAUCUAGGUAUGACUUCAGUGUGAUCUUUGACACAAGCCAUUUGUCUGGGCAGGAGCAAACCCUUACUUUCCUCGUCACUGCCCAAAGUGGAAACCUAGAACGCACUGACUCCCUGCACGAUAAUACUCUAACCUUGUCAGUGCCCCUGAUGCAUGAAGUGGACUCAUCUAUCAAUGGAGAAGUCUUCCCUACUUCAUUUUUCUACGGUGAUUCUGUGGAAACAUCCAACUUCAUUCAAUUGGAAAACCAUGACUGCCUUUUCCAGUCUCUCAACUUCACACUGCAGGUUUACAAUGCUGGACCAAGCACUCUUCCUCGAGCAUUUCUUGAAAUUUCAUUUCCAAACCGCCUGUCAGCCACUGGAGCUGAAAUUUUUCACAUUCAGCAGAUGAUGGUUGGUCAGGACAAAGGAAGCUGUUCUUUUCACAGAAACCCCAGCCCAUGUGUUGUUCCUCAAGAGAAUGAAAAUAUUUUCCACACAAUAUUUGCUUUUUUCACAAAGUCUGGCAGGAAAGUAUUGGACUGUGAAAGACCAGGCAGGUCCUGCUUAAUUAUACGCUGCAACUUAAGCUCAUUAGCAAAAGCAGAGUCCUGUGAUUUAAGUAUCUACACGCUGCUGAAUACCGAGAUACUGAAGAAGGACAGUUCAUCAGUCAUCCAGUUCGUCACAAGGGCAAAGGUGCGGGUGGACCCUGACCUCAGAGUGGUGGAGGUGCCCAGUGGGAGCCCAGAAGAAAAACCAGUGGUCUUUGAGGCUUUGCACAAUCUGGAGCCUCGUGGGUAUGUUGUCGGAUGGAUCAUUGCCAUCAGUUUGCUGGUGGGAAUUCUCAUCUUCCUGUUGCUGGCUGUGCUCUUAUGGAAGAUGGGCUUCUUCCGCCGGAGGUACAAAGAAAUUAUUGAGGCCGAAAAGAGCAGAAAGGAGAAUGAAGAUAGUUGGGACUGGGUCCAGAAAAAUCAGUGAACUGCCUGCGAAAACUACAGCCCAGUCAUGUGACACGCGCUUGCUAGCCUGUAGGUCCUGCUCUCGUAUCUUCCAUAUGUGGAAGAAGGAAUCUUCUCCAGAUUUUUCGGAGACCCCAUUGAUGCUGUGUCUUUAUCACUCCAGCAAGCUAGGGAACAUAUCCUGAGGCAACCACUGCGGCCAUGUCAGGUGACUGGAUCAAUUCACAUUUCAUUUAAGAGCUGAACUUUGAACUUUGGUAACUAAGCUGCAGUGCAGAGCAAUAUUUAUGAAUCCAACUAUGUGGUAUACCCUCAGGGGAAGACUGUUACCUAAGAAUAUUUUUUAUAAAUAUAAGCUUUCUAUAUUGAUUAUGUCUUUAUAUUUGUAUCAAUGUUUUAUAGUUUCUAUUGAAUAGCUAUAUAGUUCACUCAAGCACUGAUAUCUGGCUAAAUCCUUGGAAAUACAUAUAUGUAUAUAUAAAUCCUAUUGUACUUUUAAACUUAAAUACAAGAGAGAAAAGAGAUUUUCAGAUAAAAGUAGCUGAAAUCCUCAUACACUUAAUUCACAAGGCUUGGCAAUGUCGUAUAUAGACCAUUUAAUGGCAAUAAGCCAAAAUCUUUUCACUGUCUUCUUUUUUCGAGUUGAAUGUGGUGUUUGAUUUAUAAACUAAAGAACCUAAAAGUA